Molecule: messenger RNA, 1116 nt
Organism: Condylura cristata (star-nosed mole)
Lineage: Eukaryota; Metazoa; Chordata; Mammalia; Eulipotyphla; Talpidae
Gene: VPS26C
Product: Down syndrome critical region 3
Exons: 8
Coding region: 1-1116 (371 amino acids)
Biological process (GO): intracellular protein transport
Cellular component (GO): endosome
Source: RefSeq, a predicted model, not a curated record
AUGGGGACCUCCCUGGACAUUAAGAUUAAAAGAGCCAACAAGGUGUACCACGCCGGGGUGCGGCCCCGCCAGGUGGCCCCGGCCGAGAGCCUCCACGUCCGUUUGGGGGCGCUGACCGCCAGGCCCCGGGGGCUGCCGGCGCGUCUCGGACCCCGCGCUCGCUCGAGCGGUCGCCGCGAGCCCCUAGGCCUGCCCCGCCACGGGAGCCGGUGCGCCGGGGUGAGGCGGGCCCUGCCUGGUCUGCUGCUCUGUUCUGAAGGCGGCUGGCGCCCCUGGGGGGCUGCCGAGGACAGUGACGAGACCCUCGGGGAGGAGCAGGAAUAUGGGGUUCCUCCCCCAAACCAUUGCCAGAGACAAUGGAGCCACACCCUGGUCUGGACCCGCGCCCAGAGCUGCCGAGCCUGCGGGGUGCCGGGCGGCCCGGAGACAGCGCCCGUUGCCGGACCGAGCCGGUUUCUCUCACAGCCCAUCCAGAUUAUCAACAGCACCAUCGAGAUGGUGAAACCGGGGAAGUUUCCCAGUGGCAAAACAGAAAUCCCCUUUGAGUUUCCUCUGCACGUGAAGGGCAACAAGGUGCUGUACGAGACGUACCACGGCGUGUUCGUCAACAUCCAGUACACCGUGCGCUGCGACGUGAGGCGGUCUCUGCUGGCCAAGGACCUGACCAAGACCUGCGAGUUCAUCGUGCACUCUGCGCCUCAGAAGGGGAAACUGACCCCGAGCCCCGUGGACUUCACCAUCACCCCGGAAACCUUACAGAACGUCAAAGAGAGAGCCUUGCUCCCCAAGUUUCUCAUCCGAGGUCAUCUCAACUCCACGAACUGUGUGAUCACGCAGCCCCUGACCGGGGAGUUGGUGGUGGAGAGCUCGGAGGCCGCCAUCCGGAGCAUAGAGCUGCAGCUGGUCCGCGUGGAGACCUGUGGGUGCGCCGAGGGCUACGCUCGGGACGCCACGGAGAUCCAGAACAUUCAGAUCGCCGACGGGGACGUGUGUCGGGGCCUCUCCAUCCCCAUAUACAUGGUCUUCCCCCGGCUGUUCACCUGCCCCACGCUGGAGACCACCAACUUCAAAGUGGGGUUCACGGGGCAAGGUGGGCCCCCCUGCGUGGAUGCGUAG